AUGGCUUCAAGUAGCCAGAGAACAGGGCGCCCCUUCCCAGAAUCAGAGGAGGACGCCGCGGCGACAGCAUACAAGCUCGGCGAUCGUGUCUAUGCCUGGUGGACAGGCGUAGACAAUCUGUCCUAUUUCGUUUCCGGCUACGUCGAGUUCAGCGACAACCCCGAGGAUAUGGAUGACAUGGUGUGCAUCCAGGCGACGCAUUCUGCCGAUCCCCCCGAGAAUGGCAAUCUGCCGGUCUGGGCUCUCAGCGGGCACAAGCCGUUGCUCAGGGUGUGGAGGAAGUUCACGUCAAAGAGUCCGCCGUACGGACAGGCCAUUCCGCCCCCUCCACCCAAACUCAAAUCCAAACACAAACCAUCCACUUAA
This is a messenger RNA of Gaeumannomyces tritici R3-111a-1, 366 nucleotides long. RefSeq lists its product as hypothetical. Lineage: Eukaryota; Fungi; Ascomycota; Sordariomycetes; Magnaporthales; Magnaporthaceae. The record is from RefSeq and is a predicted model, not a curated record. The coding region runs from base 1 to 366 and encodes 121 amino acids. The transcript has a single exon.